CGCGUUCCGAGUGCCAUGUCGAGGAGAGGUACGAAAUUGUAGACAGCAGGGAACGAGGGGCGACAUUGCUGCUGCGGCAUCGAUCACCAUGGCUGCUGGAGUGGUGCAGCACACCUUCUCGCUGUCGUCGCAUUUCCUCCCCAUCGCGUGCGCGAGGUCGCGGGGAGCGCUCCUCUCGUCCGGCUUGGCGAGAGUGUUCACCGGGUCGCCAUCAGGAUGCCUCGGAUUGAGGGGGAUGUCCGGUGGCAAUGUGUCCGGGCGAGUGAGUAUGACGCUGAGAGGUGGAAUCGUGGGACUGCCGAACGUGGGCAAGUCCACUCUCUUCAACGCCUUGGUCGAGAACGGCAAGGCUCAAGCUGCAAAUUUUCCCUUCUGUACGAUUGAGCCCAAUGUCGGGAUUGUCGCUGUGCCCGACCCGCGCCUGGAGAUUUUGGCCAAACUCGGCAAAUCUCAGAAGAUUGUUCCUGCUUCGGUCGAGUUCGUGGAUAUCGCUGGGCUCGUUAAAGGUGCCAGUCAAGGCGAGGGUCUGGGGAACAAAUUUUUGUCGCACAUUCGCGAAGUAGAUUCUAUUGUACAGGUUGUUCGGUGUUUCGAGGACGAUGAUAUCGUCCACGUCAGUGGUAAAGUAGAUCCCGCGUCGGACAUCGAGGUCAUCAAUUUGGAGUUGGCAUUCUCGGACAUGGCUCAGAUUGAGAAGAGGUUGGAAAGGCUGAAGAAGGGCAGGGUCAAGGAUCCUCAGGUCAAGGCGCAGGAAGAAUUGGAAGCUGCCGCACUGCAGAGGAUAAAUGACGCCCUUCUGAGCGGCAUUCCUGCCCGUGCAGUCGCACUCACGGAUGACGAGAAGAAAAUGGUGGACCAGCUAUGCUUGCUCACCAUGAAACCGGUCAUCUUCGCAGCGAAUGUUGCUGAAGCGGAUUUGGCAGAUUCAUCGGCAAAUAGCCACGUCCAACAAGUGAGGCAAGUGGCCAGCAGUCUCAACGCCGACGUCGUCGUGGUUUCUGCUCAGGUUGAGGCUGAGUUGACAGAGCUGGAUCCCGAAGAGAGGACCGAUUAUUUGCAAUCUCUAGGCGUCGACCAAGGAGGGUUAACUUCUCUGGUUCGAUCCACCUACAGCUUAUUAGGUCUCCGCACCUACUUCACUUGUGGUGAAAAGGAAACGAGGGCAUGGACAAUUUUAGCUGGCAUGACAGCACCGCAAGCAGCUGGCGUUAUUCAUUCAGAUUUUGAACGCGGGUUCAUUCGAGCAGAAACUGUUGCCUAUGACGAUUUUGUCACAGCUGGUUCCCUGGCAGUAGCUAGAGAAAAAGGUUUGUUGAGGCAAGAAGGCAAAGAGUACAUUGUGCAGGAAGGAGAUGUAUUGCUAUUUCGCUUCAACGUUUGAGUUGAAACCGUGAGUUGGUGUAAGUAGCUUAGGUAGGGAAUACAAUUCAUUGCUGUAGAUCACCCAUUCUUUUAGAUAGGGCCUCAUUUUUGAAAGUAGCUAUGUCUAGAGAGAAGACCAACUGUCUUUUCACAGGUGCUUAGCGCACCUCGGACGAUUACUAACAUUCUGUACUUCGCUUUACUUGAAAAUGAGUUGAAAAUGCUGACAAUUCACAUCUAAAUGGAAACUACUUUGCUUUAUACUCUACCUCUGGUCAAUGAAAAAACUGCAACCGUUU
Marchantia polymorpha subsp. ruderalis is the source of this 1661-nucleotide messenger RNA. Lineage: Eukaryota; Viridiplantae; Streptophyta; Marchantiopsida; Marchantiales; Marchantiaceae. The record is from the annotation of a GenBank genome assembly.